Molecule: messenger RNA, 1071 nt
Organism: Aspergillus nomiae NRRL 13137
Lineage: Eukaryota; Fungi; Ascomycota; Eurotiomycetes; Eurotiales; Aspergillaceae
Exons: 2
Coding region: 1-1071 (356 amino acids)
Source: RefSeq, a predicted model, not a curated record
AUGCCAUCUUCGUCUGGAUCAUUCCGGGCCAUGCUAGUGGCUCUAUGGCUUAUUUUCGCUCUUUUACCCGGCUUUUCUGACGGCCAUUCGAGGUCUAUCGGACGUCGUAGACAGUUCAAGAACUCAUCACCGCCCACUAAAGCAUUGUCGCUCUGUGGGCCAAACUGUCCCUCGUGCGCUGUCAGCUUAAACGCUCCACCCAAACUUUCGACUGCUAAAAACGGGGCAAAGGGUGGAUCACUACCUAAGCGGGUGCUAGCAAGACCAGAGGAUGAGGAUUUCGGAGGGGAUGUCGAAUCGUUCUUGGUGAGCCAAUACAUGAGAGCGGAUUGGGUUCCUCAUGGUAACCAGGGUCUGCCAUCAGCUCUGUUCAAGGAGUUAGGAAAUAAGAAGUUCAAUUUGGCAGUGCGCGAUCUAUGGGGAUGUGCCUCGGUGGUAGUGGUUUCAGAAAAGGGGAUAUGGAUGUCGCAUAUCUGGGAAAAUCCCUCAUUCGGUAGAGAAGUUCUAUGUAAUGGAUGGGCGCCCAGUGAGGACAACGUCUUUAUAAACACUGUCCUCAAACCACUGGCCGAUGGCAAUGAACAGAUGCCUGGCCUGACACAGUUUACGCAGGGCAAUGGUGCAUUCAUCGCUGAGUAUAAGCCAUUUGCUUAUAUCUUCUACCCGUCAUGGUCCCGAUACGCUCAGUAUGACCGUGUAUAUACGGCUAGGAUCAAUGAUAUUAGCCACAAACUCGAACGGCUCCUUCCACUGAGCGUACCACCUCUCAUUUACCAAUAUGACCGCGCUGGAGGCGAUCUCCUGUCAUCAAAAGGAAAGGUUCUGUUUCAAUACGAGCCUAACGAAAGAGUGUUACAGACCAAGAAUGGCCCACUGCAACAGGCUAGGUCUGCUGGCAAUGCCAAUGCGAAACGGGAUACCUCGCCUAGUCCGACGAUUGGAACACCGGAUUCAAUACCAAACGUGACGCUUAGUCGUCCGGAGACUACGGUUACGCCCCAGACCAUCCCAGCUCUAGAUAGAUUGGCCAUCGACGACCGCAGUGAAGACUUCUACUGCAACUCGGAAUGA